This is a messenger RNA of Papaver somniferum (opium poppy), 4328 nucleotides long. RefSeq names its product pentatricopeptide repeat-containing protein At4g13650-like. The coding region runs from base 404 to 3640 and encodes 1078 amino acids. The record is from RefSeq and is a predicted model, not a curated record. NCBI's taxonomy places the organism in Eukaryota, Viridiplantae, Streptophyta, Magnoliopsida, Ranunculales, Papaveraceae. Gene Ontology annotation, molecular function: zinc ion binding; RNA binding; protein binding. Gene Ontology annotation, biological process: RNA modification. The transcript has 3 exons.
UCUGGUAGUGACGCUGCAUCUACAAAGCACUUGCAAAACUGGCUUAGUUUGAUGCUGGUGUCUCUGACUCGCGAUAGCUGAACACGUUAACCUGACUUACAAAACUGGCCGCAUUAUGUAAAGGAUGAAUGAUUGGAUAAUUUGGAUAAGCAAUCAUCUCUCCCCCCUCGUAUCCAACCAAUACGAAGAGAAGACUGAAGAGGGCUGCUAAAUAUAAUCCCCUUAAUCAUCAGUUGAGUUCUCGAGCCACUAGCCGUUGAAAUCAUUUUUAUUAUUUUUAGAACUUGCUAGUGGUGGAGGAAACCCCUUGAAAAUGCUACUUCGCUAUGAAAGAACAGAGUAACAAUUAUCUCAUUCAUCCCAUACUAUUACUACCACUAAUGCUAUCUGAAUCGCUACCGUUAUGGCCUUUACACCGGUUUCCCUUCGUGGGUUGUUCUCUCACUCCCUUAUUUCUCACUUCCCGCGAAAAAUUCCAGAAGAAACUACUCUCAAAACUCUCAGGAAUCUCCAUAAGCUGUUUGUUGCGGACACUGGCAGACAGAAUUCGGCUUGUUUUAGUAGUUCAGCAAUUUGUCGUGCCGUUGAUGAUUCUUUUAAUGGAGAAACUGGUAUGAAUGUAAUACAAGAAAUGGGCAAGAAAAAUGGAUUUGAUUUUCUUCAUGUAAUGGAAGAGCGUGGAGUUCGUGCAGAUUGUAAUACAUAUAUUUGGCUUUUGGAGGGGUGUUUGAUUUCUGGGUCGUUAAAGGAUGCCAAAAGGAUUCAUGGGAGGAUUUUGAAAUCUGGGUUAUGUGAGGAAUCUAUUUUGUGUGGUAAGCUCAUUGAUUUUUACUUGGGUCGUGAUAAUUUAGAUGAUGCAAUGAAAAUGCUCGAUGAAAUGGCUAUUAGAGAUCUAUCUUCUUGGAACAGCAUGAUUUCUGGGUUUCUUGACAAAAAUUUGUACUCUCAGGUAUUCAAUUUAUUUUCGGAUAUGAUAGCAGAGAAUACAAGUCCCAGUAAUGUUACUUUUGCAAGUGUUCUUAAAGCUUGUAGUCGUGGCAAUGUCGCUUUUCGGUGUGUUGAGCAGGUGCAUUCGAAAGCUAUUCACUAUGGUUUCGUAACAGAUCCAUUAGUUGGUAACCCUUUGAUUGAUUUGUACUUCAAGAACGGAUUCAUAAAGUCGGCUAGGUCAAUCUUCGACGAACUACAUUUGAGGAACAGUGUUUCGUGGGUUGCUAUGAUUUCUGGCUGCUCUAAAAAUGGACAUGAAGAAGAGGCUAUCCAGGUUUUCUGCCAAAUGCUGGAAUCAAGGACUGUGCCAACUCCAUAUGUGUUCUCUAGUGUCUUAAGUGCAUCGACUAAAAUAGGAUCAUUUGAGUUGGGUGAGCAGCUUCACGCCCUGGUUUUCAAGUGGGGCCUUUCUUCUGAAACAUAUGUUUGCAAUGCACUUCUAUCCUUAUAUUCUCGAUGUGGAAAUUUCCUCUCUGCAGAAAGUAUUUUUACAGAAAUGAAUACUCGUGAUGAAAUCACAUUUAACUCACUUAUUUCCGGGCUUUCUCAACAUGGGCAUAGUAAAAAAGCGCUUCAGUUAUUUGAAAAGAUGCAGCUAAGUGGUAUGAAGCCAGACUGUGUUACCAUUGCAAGCCUCCUGAGUGCAUGUGCUUCUCUUAAAGAAACUCACAAGGGUCAACAGCUCCAUUCAUACUCCAUAAAAGCUGGACUGUUAUCUGAUAUCAUCGUUGAAGGUUCUUUACUUGACCUCUAUGUUAACUGCUUCGAUCUGCAAACUGCCCGCGAGUUUUUCAAUUCUACAACAACAGUAAAUAUCGUCUUAUGGAAUGUGAUGCUUAUGGCUUAUGGCCAAACAGGUAAUUUAUCAGAGUCUCUUGAGAUAUUUUCCCAAAUGCAAAUUGAAGGCUUGAGACCAAAUCAGUAUACAUAUCCGAGUAUAUUAAGGACAUGUACUUCUCUGGGGGUUAUGGAUCUUGGAGAGCAGAUCCAUACCCAUGUCAUCAAAACUGGCUUUGAGCUUAAUGUGUAUGUUUGUAGUGUUCUUAUUGAUAUGUACGCCAAACAUGGAAAGCUUGAUAUAGCACGAGAAAUCCUCGAAAGGCACCCAGAGAAAGAUGUUGUCUCGUGGACUGCCAUGCUUGCAGGAUACGCACAGGAUGGGCAAUGUGUUGAAGCUAUUAAACUUUUUGAAGAGAUGCAGAUCCAAGGAAUUCGAUCUGACAAUAUUGGGUUUUCUAGUGCGCUUAGUGCGUGUGCUGGAAUUCAAGCACUUAAUCAAGGGAAACAAAUACAUGCCCAAACUUACAUUUUUGGUUAUUCAAUGGAUCUUUCAAUAGGAAAUUCUCUUGUUAAUCUUUAUGCUAGGUGUGGAAAAAUGCAAGAUGCUUAUUUGGCCUUUCGGAUAAUCGACAAUGUUAAAGAUGAAAUUUCAUGGAAUGGGCUGAUAUCAGGAUUUUCACAAAGUGGGCAUUCCGAGGAAGCUUUACAAGUAUUCAAUCAGAUGAAUAUGUCAGGGGUGAAACCAAACUUAUUCACAUUCUGCUCUGCUGUUAGUGCUUCAGCCAAUAUAGCAAAUAUAAAACAAGGGACACAACUGCAUGGUAGGAUGAUCAAAACUGGAUUGGAUUUGGACACCGAGGCUGCCAAUGCAUUGAUCACACUAUAUGCCAAGUGUGGAAGCAUCGACAAUGCGUGGAGAGAAUUUUGUGAGAUGCCAGAAAGAAAUGAGGUUUCAUACAAUGCAAUGAUCACAGGAUACUCUCAACAUGGAUUUGGAAAGGAAUCCUUGGAUCUCUUUGAGGAAAUGAAACAAAGGAAUGUAAAGCCUAAUAAUGUUACUUUUGUUGGUGUGCUUUCUGCUUGUAGUCAUGUGGGUUUGGUAAACAGAGGGAUUAGUUACUUGAAAUCCAUGAGUGAAGAACAUGGGAUCGUUCCAAGACUUGAACAUUAUGCUUGUGUUGUAGACAGUUUUGGACGGGCAGGGAUGGUGGAGCGUGCUAGAGAGUUCAUCGAAGAAAUGCCAAUCGAACCCGAUGCGAUGAUUUGGAGGACCCUUCUUAGUGGUUGUACAGUUCAUAAGAAUCUUGAUAUCGGGGAGUUUGCAGCUAAUCAGCUUCUACAGUUAGAACCAGAAGACUCUGCAACUUAUGUUCUCCUAUCAAAUAUAUAUGCAGUCGCCAAAAAAUGGGACUUGAGGGAUCACAUGAGACAAAUGAUGAAAGAAAGAGGAGUGAAAAAGGAACCCGGCCGUAGCUGGAUCGAGGUAGAGAACUCUGUCCAUCCAUUCUUUGUUGGUGAUAGGCUGCACCCAUCAGCAGAUCAUAUCUACGAUUAUUUAAAGGAUCUUAACAUGCGGAUUUCUGAAAUUGGGUAUGUGCAAGAUCGAUACAGUCUUUUGCACGACAUUGAACAAGAGCAAAAGGACACUACUGUAUACAUUCACAGUGAAAAGCUGGCUGUUGUGUUUGGUCUCAUUAGCUUAUCACCGUUGACACCGCUGCGUGUAUUUAAGAAUCUUCGGGUGUGUAAAGAUUGUCAUAAUUGGAUGAAGUUUGUAUCAAAAGUUUCUAACCGAACUCUAAUUGUCCGAGAUUUAAACAGAUUUCAUCACUUCAAAGAUGGAGUUUGUUCUUGUAAAGAUUUCUGGUAAUCCAUUGCCUGGUAGAUCCCAAGGGUCAUUCAUGCCUGUGAGCCUGUCAUAUUUUUUCAUCAAUUUCGGGGACAGGUUUUUUGCGGCGUUUUAGUAGAAAGAAAUUUGUUUCGAAGUAGCCAAGCUUGACAAACAGGCCAAGGUACAGGACGGAAUUGAAGGGUGCCUAUUGGCAAAUGUGUAGCAAUUCUGGUAUGUUUAACUGGAAACCUCAAAACUCGUGCUCAUGUUAAUCAGUUCAGGUGGAAAUCAAUAUUUUCUUCUCACCUCUAUGUGAUUAACUAUUGAGGGUCUCAAAUUUAGAAGAGAAUAAGCAGAAGAUCGCCUAAAGCUUUUUUUGAUUCAGGUGUAAAGUAUUAAAAUGAUAUGUUGAGGUAAUAUAAUCCGGAAAUGGAAUAACAAUAUUGAUUUCUUCAAACCGGGAAGAGAAUAAGCAGAAGAAGGCAUUUGUAGUCAGGUGUAAGUAUUAAAAUGAUACUGUAUGCAAGUAAAUUAUGUCAGAAAUCAUAUACAAAUGUUGAUUUCUCAUACGGCAGUAGUGACGAUUUACUCAUUUCCUUCCUCUGUUUUAGGAUGAGUUCUUUGAGUCUUUGACAAUCUGAACUUGGGGUUUUCUACUUUAACAAGUGUAAAGAAAGACAUUUCUAGUUCGCCUUGUCUAAUGAGAACAGUGAAAUUGUUCUGGCCU